Pararge aegeria (speckled wood butterfly) is the source of this 1445-nucleotide messenger RNA. RefSeq names its product homeotic protein Sex combs reduced-like (gene Scr). NCBI's taxonomy places the organism in Eukaryota, Metazoa, Arthropoda, Insecta, Lepidoptera, Nymphalidae. The transcript is spliced from 3 exons. The coding region runs from base 357 to 1418 and encodes 353 amino acids. Gene Ontology annotation, cellular component: nucleus. Gene Ontology annotation, molecular function: RNA polymerase II cis-regulatory region sequence-specific DNA binding; DNA-binding transcription factor activity, RNA polymerase II-specific. Gene Ontology annotation, biological process: regulation of transcription by RNA polymerase II; anterior/posterior pattern specification. The record is from RefSeq and is a predicted model, not a curated record.
CCGCCGCGAGAGCACGUACGUCGCCCAAGUUUGGGAGCGACGUUGUUCUCGCACGCCCGUCUUGCGUCUUCGAAUACGAUUUUUAAAAAGUUUCCUUAUCUAUGUGAAGUGAACAAUACGAAUUUAUUUGUUUUGUGGGAUGUUUGUGAUUUUAUUGUGCUUUUUCGAAAGUUUUAUUGACACUGCUCUGAUACUUAUUGGAGUCCAUCAAUCAAGCCCCACUCUACGAGGACAAUUGAGACAGACCGCGAACAUCUGUAGCACUUAACAUGUCCAACUAGACUAUUCAGUGUCCAUCUAAGAAUGACAAAUCCGGAGUAAAUUUUAGAAAAGAGGCAGAAAUAAAUCUGUUAUCAAUGAACGACCUAAAUUACAACGCAGGGAUGAGUUCCUACCAGUUUGUGAACUCGCUGGCGUCUUGCUAUGGGAAUCAAGUUCCAGGUCGAACGGGUACACCCGUGGAGCAAUCAGGACACCCUGGCUUACCGACGCCCGGAGCGGACUAUUACAACCCAAAUGCCGCUGCGACGUAUCCUAAUACCUGUUAUUCACCACCGCAAGUUGGUCACCAUUACCCUCAACACCCAUACGCAACACCGGCGGCCGGAGCUCAUAUGCAGCCGCAAACUAUGAUUGAUUACACUCAACUACACCCACAAAGAUUGGGUGGUACAGCGGGACAUGUGCACCAACACUCCAAUCCGAGCCCUGGAGCACUAUCUCCGAACCUAAUGUCGACCCCACCCAGUCAAGCUACCAGCGCUAGUUGUAAAUUCGCCGAUUCGACUUCCACAACAGGGAUAGCUUCGCCACAAGACCUAUCUACAUCUUCAGGUCCAGGAAGAACGUCACCCGGUUUUGGAACUGUUGGCAAUGCUAGUGGCACAACAAGUACUAAGCUUGGUUUGACUACCCCAAUCGCUUCCCCAGUGGAGCACAAAGCGAAUAUAAAUCAAAACAUCUCGAGUCCUGCUUCCAGUACGUCUAGCAACGAAAGCAAUGAAGCAAACAAUUCUAGUUCGAGUAAUACGAAGAACGCAAAAUCAUCCGGCAGCACACAAGCGAAUCCUCCACAGAUUUAUCCGUGGAUGAAACGAGUUCACCUAGGCCAAAGUACAGUGAACGCGAAUGGAGAGACAAAACGCCAGAGGACGUCAUACACCCGGUACCAGACGCUAGAACUCGAGAAAGAGUUCCACUUCAACCGGUACCUGACGCGGAGGAGACGGAUCGAGAUCGCGCACGCGCUCUGCCUCACCGAGCGCCAAAUCAAAAUCUGGUUCCAGAAUCGGCGCAUGAAGUGGAAGAAAGAGCAUAAAAUGGCAUCGAUGAAUAUCGUUCCGUAUCAUAUGAAUCCUUAUGGCCAUCCUUACCAAUUUGACCUUCACCCGAGUCAAUUUGCUCACUUGUCAGCAUAGGAUCAGUGGAAUUUUUCGAAUAGUGGA